AUAUAGGAGGUUUGCCCUAAUCACUCCCUAUAUAAACAGCUCCAAAUGAGGCUCCUGCACUUCAUAGAAAAGAUCUGUGGUUGUGUCACCAUGAGCAUCCAGAAAAUCGAGUUGAAAGUCUGCAUUAACUGCCGCAAGUGUCAGAGAAACUUAAUGAAAGCUGUUACCAAACAUUCAGGUAUAGAUGAGAUAUCAGUGGAUGCUGAGAAGGAUAUAUUGACUGUAAUCGGCGAAAUUGAUCCGGUAAAAGUGGUGAAACAAAUCAAGAAGAUUAAGAAGGAGGCUGAUAUUAUUACAGUUGGGCCCCCUGAGAAGCCAGAAAAUAAAGAAUCCAAGAAAUCUGAUGAUAAAGACAAACCAAAACCACUCCCCCCUUGUUGUCAUGACUGCCAACUUAUUACCAUAGGCUAUGGAUAUGAAGAUGGCAGAGUCUGCACCAUCCUCUAGAGGGCACAGGCUGAUACAUUGCGCCUUUUUAUUUGAGGAAAGUGCUUGAUCAAGUCAUGGAGUCGUAGUAAGUAGAGCUUUUUUGCAAUCAGGAAAGCAGUGUCGUUUGUGGCAGUGAUAGAUCUUUAAAAGCAGUGUCGUUUCCUGUCUAAAUUGGACAGGAUUUCCUUUUGUGAUGUAAAUAGAUCUUUAAAAAUAAAAAUAUAUAUCAGCAGCUCAUACUGUG
This is a messenger RNA of Nelumbo nucifera (sacred lotus), 673 nucleotides long. RefSeq names its product heavy metal-associated isoprenylated plant protein 43-like. Gene Ontology annotation, molecular function: metal ion binding. The record is from RefSeq and is a predicted model, not a curated record. NCBI's taxonomy places the organism in Eukaryota, Viridiplantae, Streptophyta, Magnoliopsida, Proteales, Nelumbonaceae.